CGCGCGAGAGAGAUAUCCAUCGUCUGUUCUAGCUAAAAACCUGGACUCAAAGAGUUCAGCCAACAGAAAUGCAGCCACACAGUCUCUCUCUUGCUUAGAACUCUGUGCGUCUCUCUUUUAAAACACUUAGACAUCAAGCAAAGAACAGAACAUCAAACUAACUUUUUAGGUGCUUGCCUGCAAAUUCCGGUGCUGCUGAGUAGCCCUCCUUCGGUUUCAUCUUCCAGGCAGGCAUGGAAGCAGCAGAUGAGGAAAGGCCCCUGCUUCAUGUCCAACCUUAUCCUCAGGAUGUAGGUUCAGAAUAUACCAGCGAUGGGUCGGUUGAUAUCAACAAACAGCCUGCUCUGAAGCGAAACACAGGCAAUUGGAGGGCAUGCUCCAUGAUUUUAGGUGUUGAGUUCUGCGAAUGCAUGGCCUUCUUCGCUAUCGCAAGGAAUUUAGUAAGCUAUCUCACCACUGUGCUCCACGAAAGCAAGGUCACUGCUGCGCGGAAUGUCUCUGCCUGGGCCGGCACAUGCUUCCUCACACCACUUAUUGGAGCCUUCUUAGCAGACACUUAUCUGGGAAGAUACUUGACAAUGGUUGUUUCGCUCCCUGUCUACUUCGUUGGAAUGCUCGUUCUCACAGUUUCAGCAUCAGUCCCAACAUCUUACUACACUGGUGAUGUUCACCGCACCGUCAUCUACCUAGGAAUCUAUAUUGCUGCACUUGGCAGCGGCGGUAUCAAACCCUGUGCGUCAGCAUUUGGGGCUGACCAAUUUGAUAGCGCUGACCCGAUGGAGCUAGCGAAGAAGGCCUCAUUCUUCAACUGGUACUACUUCUUGAUCACCUUCAGCUCCCUUCUGUCAAGCACGGUGCUUGUUUGGUUGCAGGACAAUGUUGGGUGGGGGAUCAGCUUUGCAAUCCCAGCAGUGCUCAUGGCCUUGGGCCUCACAGUACUUGUUAGCGGCUCAAGGGUGUACAGGUUUAGGAAACUGAGAGUAAGCCCAUUCACGAGUAUUUGUCAGGUGGUCGUUGCAGCUGUCAGGAAGUGGCAUGUGCAAUUGCCGGAUGAUAUCUCACUGUUGUAUGAGCUAGCGAGUUCCUCGUUAACACCUGAAGCAAGUCACAAAAUUCAACAUACGAAUCAAUUCAGGUUCCUUGACAAGGCUGCCAUUGUGCUGCCCCCGUCAGCCAAGACAUUAAUGGUGCCGCCAAUGUGUCCGUGGAGGCUCUGCACAGUGACACAAGUUGAGGAGCUGAAGAUACUGCUACGAAUGUUCCCCGUCUGGGCAUCCUUCGUGAUCUUCUAUGCAGUCGCUGGGCAGACGACAUCGACAUUUAUCGAGCAGGGGAUGGUCAUGGACAACCGUGUUGGUCCUUUUGCAAUCCCACCUGCCUCCCUCUCUAUCAUUAGUGUGUUCAGUGUACUUAUCUGGGUCCCCGUCUACGAAACUGUGUUAGUGCCACUCGCACGGCGUUACACUGGCAAGGAAAAGGGAUUCUCGCAGGCGCAGCGCCUUGGAAUUGGCUUUGCACUGUCCACGCUGACCAUGGUCUACUCAGCAGUGCUCGAGAUGAAGAGGCUGGCAAUGGCACAAGCCAGCGGCCUUGCCAACGAGAAUGUGCCCACGAGAAUGAGCAUUCUGUGGCAAGGGCCAUCAUAUGUUAUGCUUGGUGCAGCUGAGGUUUUUGCCAGUAUCGGCAUGACGGAGUUCUUCUACGAUCAGGCCCCAUACUCCAUGAAGAGCCUCUGUGCAGCGCUCGCGCAGCUUGCGAUAGCGUCCGGAGCAUACUUCAAUACGAUCAUGUUUGCUGCUGUCGCAGUGGCCACGACACAGGGCGGGGCACCUGGGUGGAUCCCAGACAACCUGAACGAAGGCCAUUUGGACUAUUUCUUCUGGAUGAUGGCCACUCUUAGCUUAUUGAAUCUGGCGCAAUUUGUGCACAACUCCUUGCGGUUUAGAGUGAAGACAGCUUCUUGACCCGAAACAGGGGAGACUAGAUAGUACCUUAUAUUUUUUUUAUUGCAGUACUGUUGCUGCUUAACAUAUGUCAUAAUGACAGAUAAUAAGGUUUCUAAAUUGACAUGUUAUCAAUACAUCGUCAAACUUGCAUAGAAAAGUAUUGUAGGUAAGGUGUCCAACAAAAUGAUAAGGGCAAAAUGGAUUUGAGGAUAGCCUGGAACUGAAAUUGCCCAAAGAGCUGGGUUCCAAAACUAUGAUUAACAAUAGCAGCAGCAGCUUCAGAAUUA
This is a messenger RNA of Brachypodium distachyon (stiff brome), 2233 nucleotides long. RefSeq names its product protein NRT1/ PTR FAMILY 8.3. Gene Ontology annotation, biological process: transmembrane transport. NCBI's taxonomy places the organism in Eukaryota, Viridiplantae, Streptophyta, Magnoliopsida, Poales, Poaceae. Gene Ontology annotation, cellular component: membrane. The record is from RefSeq and is a predicted model, not a curated record. The transcript has 5 exons. Gene Ontology annotation, molecular function: transmembrane transporter activity. The coding region runs from base 234 to 1964 and encodes 576 amino acids.